This is a messenger RNA of Besnoitia besnoiti, 1809 nucleotides long. RefSeq lists its product as uncharacterized. NCBI's taxonomy places the organism in Eukaryota, Apicomplexa, Conoidasida, Eucoccidiorida, Sarcocystidae. Gene Ontology annotation, molecular function: nucleic acid binding. Bases 1 to 1809 code for a protein of 602 amino acids. The record is from RefSeq and is a predicted model, not a curated record. Gene Ontology annotation, biological process: methylation. The transcript has 11 exons. Gene Ontology annotation, cellular component: cytoplasm.
AUGGCAACGACUGACGCAGCUUCUUCCUCAGCCUCUGCGUCGCCUCGCGUCGCCGCCGCGGUCUCCGCAAACGGAGUUGACGGCGAGCCUCGUCACGCGUUUGCCUCCUCCGCUCCGCAUGCGGCCUCGCGGUCGGCAGCUUCUUCCGCGCCCGCCGACGCCGGCACGCGCGCACCGUUGCGUCUCCUCGUCUGGUUUCUGUACCACAACGAAUACAACGCCUUUCGGUUUCAGGAGCUGGAGGCCUUAGCGCAAGAGGAGGGAGUGAGCCGUGCGGAGCUGUGGGGCCUAGAUGUUCCAGCCGACGACGCGAGCGGCGGUCAGGCGCUCUGUUGCUGCCCUGCGUCCUCGUCUCCGCCUGCGCCGGCACCCGACGCCGCGCCCGUUUCUUCCUCCCCUCCACCCGCGGGGUCUGCCGCGGCCGCGCUCUCGCCUUCUGCGUGCUCGGCUCUGCAUUGCAAGGCCUCGCAUGGGCAAUUCGCGUACUGCUUUCUCCCCUCUGAGGCUGCCGCCGGGCGGAUUCUGAAGAAAAGCAUCCUUAUACGCGCCUUCAUCGAGGUCUGGGCUGACGAGGAGACGUAUCCUGCGGUGCUUUCGCGGAUGCUGGAGCCGGCGAACGCUGCGCGGUUUCAGUCUUUCAUCAACGACGAGAAGACCUGGGCGUUUCGCGUGAAGGCCUUCGGUCGGUCACUGUCGGUAGACGAACAGCGAGAAAAAAUGGAUUUCUUCGCGUGCCUCUUUAAGGGCACCGAGAAGGUCUCGCUCGAAAACCCCGACGUGACGCUCGCUGUAGCCGAGGAGUGGGUCCACGCCAGCUGCCCGGGAGACACGCCCUCGCAGACGCCCCUGCGAAUUUACUUGGGGCGUGAAAUCGCCUCGCGCCACGCCGAGAAGAACGCGCAGCCCUGGUGGUGGUCGCUGCGCCUGCCGCGGCGUCCCGUCCUGGGCCCGACUUCGCUGGACGUCGAGCUCGCGUUCCUGAUGUGUCACCAGGCGCAGGUUAAGCGCGGCAGCCUGGUGCUCGACCCGUUUGUUGGGACCGGCAGCAUCCUCAUCUCCGCGUCGUACUACGGGGCUCUCUGUGUGGGCUCGGACAUUGACAUCCGCGUGCUGAAGGGAUAUAGCGUCGCGUAUCUCAACCCGCACAUCAAGCACCCGCCUGGCGCAAGCAAGAACGUUUUCCGCAACUUUGACGAGUACGGCUUGCGGCGUCCUGAGAUCCUCAGAUGCGACAACGCGGCCUGGGUUUGGAGGCUGCCGCCUGCGAGCGGCGACGCGUCUGCAGAGAGCGGCGACGGCGCGGCGAACGGCUCGACCGGCGCAGCGUCGCCGAGCACUUUGUUGACCCGUGAGGGAGAUCCCGAAGUGGAAAGAGCCGACACCAAAAUACGUGCCUACCUCGAGAAAACAGCCUGCCACGGCGGCAAGCCCUGGGCAGAUGCCAUCGUCACAGAUCCUCCGUACGGCAUUCGCGCGGGCGCGCGCCAGUCGGGACAUCAGCAGAAGCACAAGCGCGGCCAUGAGCGGACCAACGAGGAGCGCUUGACGUAUAUCUCCCCCACAGUGCUCUACGACCCGCAGACCGUCAUCAGCGACUUGCUCAACCUCGCGGCUCGUCUCCUGGUAGACGGCGGGCGUCUCGUGUUCCUGCUGCCCAUUGAGCUCCGCAACGCGGAGGAAGAGCUCGAGUUGCUGCGGCAUGAAGACCUCGACCUGAUUUCCUGCAGCCUUCAGCCGCUCUCGGGAGGCCUCGGUCGGUAUCUCGUUACUAUGCGCCGCCGUCCCAGGACUGCAGGCCGCUCUUCCUAG